This is a messenger RNA of Aphis gossypii (cotton aphid), 2766 nucleotides long. Its product is annotated as cationic amino acid transporter 2-like. The transcript is spliced from 14 exons. Gene Ontology annotation, molecular function: amino acid transmembrane transporter activity. Bases 722 to 2509 code for a protein of 595 amino acids. The record is from RefSeq and is a predicted model, not a curated record. Gene Ontology annotation, biological process: transmembrane transport; amino acid transport. Gene Ontology annotation, cellular component: plasma membrane. Lineage: Eukaryota; Metazoa; Arthropoda; Insecta; Hemiptera; Aphididae.
AAUAGAUAGGAAUAAUUGGUAAGUAUAAGGCGAAUAAUUCAAAUUGUCGAUUAGUAAAUCGAUGAAGUAAGUUCACACGAAUUUUUUUAUAAAUAAUUAUCUAUGGUAUGGUGCAUUAUUUCUUUUACACGUGUUUUUCGAAGAUUCGUGUUCUUAACUCAAAUUAUAUAAAUAUAAAUUAAUUGGUAUUAUAAUUUAUUACAAGCUAAAUAGAAAGAGAUUUAACCAACAGUCACGGAGAUUUCGGUGAUAAUACUGAUGUAAUAUUAAAAUAAUAAUUAAUUUGAUACAAUUUUUUUUUAAGCUGGCCGAACUUUAUUAUGGGAAUCAGUCACUUUUAUUUGUUUAUUUUAAAUAUUUUUGAGGAUAAUAAAAUUAUAUAAUUAUUAACUAAGAUUAUUCUCGUCCAAUCCACUUAUCUCAUAGAUAUCAGAUCAGCGUAAAAUGUUACUAUAAAUUUGGUGGGAAAUGCAUUUAAGGCACAUUUUAUAUUAGCUAUUGAAAGUCGAACAGUGGAUUACGCAAAUCUGAAGUGCCGUUGUCCAAGUUGUCGAUUAUCGAUUUGUUUUACAACUGCUGCUAUACAUUAUAUCAUACAAUACUUAACUAUAAUUUUUUAUUAACGACACUCGUAGUUUUUACCUCAACGGGGAUUGUGAAUGUAUACUAUUUCCGGACUUAAAAUUACAAUUUAGAAGUUACAACAAUAUAAUUUAUAAACAUGAUCUACUCGUGGUCGGGAAAAACACUUUUUGAAACUUUGAGUAGGAAAAAAACAUUUGAAGUGGAUACUAAACUGGAAAAAGACAAGUUGAAAAGGGUGUUGACCAUUUUUGAUUUGACCGCUUUGGGCAUUGGUGCUACAUUAGGGAGUGGCGUGUAUGUCUUGGCCGGGACAGUGGCUAAAUCUAUUGCUGGGCCAGCGGUAGUGUUGUCAUUCAUCGUAGCUGCGAUCGUCUCUUCAUUUGCCGGAGUUUGUUACGCUGAAUUCGCUGGCCGUGUACCUAAAGCUGGAUCCGCAUAUAUUUACAGUUAUGUAGCAGUUGGAGAAUUUAUCGCUUUUAUUAUUGGUUGGAACAUGUUUAUUGAGCAUACUAUUGGUACAGCAUCCGCUGCCAAGGCCAUGACAAAUUACUUAGAUUCUCUGCUCGGUGAUCCUCAAAAGAGGUACAUGUUAGCACAUUUUCCAAUGCAUAUGCAGUAUAUGGGCGAAUAUCCAGACGUCGCGGCGUUUUUAUUCCUUAUGUUUAUUGCGUUGGUUAUGGCUUGGGGAGUUCGGAAAUCAUCAACUCUCAACACAGUAUUUACUACAUUUAACUUACUGACCGUUGGCACAGUCAUCGUAAGUGGACUUUUUUUUGUUAAAAUUUCAAAUUGGAAUAUUUCAAAAAGCGAAAUUCCACCCGGAGUGGACGGCGGCAAUGGUGGAUUCGCGCCAUUUGGUUGGAGUGGAAUAAUUGCAGGAGCGGCAAGAUGCUUUUAUGGAUUCAUUGGAUUUGAAUCUAUUUCUACGACCGGCGAAGAAACAAAAAAUCCGAAAAAAACAAUUCCGCUGGCAAUCGUUUUAACGUUGGUCUUUGUCACGUCGGCAUAUUCUGUGGUGGCAUCAGUGUUGACCUUGAUGUGGCCGUAUUACGAUCAGGAUCCUAACGCGCCGUUUCCAGUCAUCUAUGAAAACUUGGGUUUGCCUGUGAUCAAAUAUAUGGUUACCUGUGGUGCGGUAUUCGCCCUUUUUACCUCUUUAUUAGGAUGUUUGUUUCCAAUACCGCGAAUACUGUACGCCAUGUCCUGCGACGGUCUGUUGUUUGAAUUCUUGUCGAAGGUUAACGAAAGAACUAAGACACCAGUCAUAGCCACAAUGAUAUGCGGAGUCGGUGCUGGCAUUUUAUCAUCAAUAUUUAACCUCGAACAGCUCGUCGACAUGACGUCGAUUGGCACCCUCAUAUCGUAUUUGAUCGUUUGUGUUUGUCUACUGGUGCUCAGGUACAAAGACACUAAAACAGCAAUUCAGGAUAUAGACAGUAAUUCGGAAGACUAUAAAAUGUACAAAUGGUUCAGUUUGUUCAACUCAAAAGUUACAAACACCAAUACUCAGUACAUAUCAAGAGUAUUGAUAAUUGUUUACACUUUCAGUGCUAGUGUAUUUUGCAUUUGUAUGGUGAAUAUUGACUGUUACGAAGGAGCGUAUCAGUUUCCGUUAAUGAUUCUAAUCGGGAUUUCAAUCACAGUAUCAUUACUUUCCAUGUUCAUGUUACACAGACUUCCACAAGCAGUAGAAAACUUAGCAUUUAGGGUUCCACUUGUUCCUUUUAUACCUUGUGUGAGUAUAACUCUUAAUUUAUACCUUAUGAUGGAACUCAGUGUCAAGACGUGGAUAAGAUUUGGAGUGGGACUUGUAUUAGGGAUAAUCAUUUAUGUAUUUUAUGGCGUUCAUCACAGCUUAGAAGGCAGCAAACAACGAGCGUUAAAAAAUGAAGAAAACAAAAAAACGCUAAGAAUCUCAUCCUAGUAAUAAGUUUUAAAUUAUAAUCAAGUUUUGUAUACUUUUUUUACAUUUGUAUAUUCUAAUUAGUAGAUGAUGGCUAUUGCGUAUAAUAGUCACUAUAACUACAAUUUUAAUAUUGUAAUAAUGUUAUACAUUAAGUAUGUAAUUACUAUUAUAUAAGUGUUAUAUUUUAAAAAUAUGUAUUUAAUUUUUUUUUUUUGAAAAUAUUUUCUAUUUAUAAAUAAUUGUAUUUUUUUUAUAAUGAAAUAAGUAAAUUAUAC